AUGGCAGGAGGACCCCCUAACAUCAAAGAAGACACAGAAAUGUCCAUGGCUGAAGCGCUGGCUCCUGGAAGCCAAGGGCAUAAAAGGAAGGAGCAUGGAUCCCAGUCCCUGGGUGCUUCUCAGCGGCAACAGAAGUUGGUUCUAAAGGCUGCUGGCUCUGCUGCGGUUUGGAAUAUGGCUGCAACCUGGUCCCAGAAAGUGGUAGUCAACCCGGGGGCAGAUAUGGUCGCUGAGAUUGGCCUGGGAGAACUAAACGGACUGGAGAUGGAGGUCACGAGAAGACAGCUGCACGUGAUGGCCGGGCGUCCGCGCGCCGUGGAGGACCAGGGUGCCACCCGGCGCCACAGGGGAGCCGCGCCCUCCGCCGUGCUCUUGUCCCCCUGCUGGAGCCCUUUCCUCCCCUUCUUCUCUUCUCUCCCUCGGCCACCCCAGCCCAUCCUCCUUCCAGCUCUCAGCAGCACGAGGGCCAUUUCCCAGCUCUGCCUGCGGGAGGCCCUAGCUGCUGGAAGGUGGAGGACGUGUGGAAUUCCAGAGGUCUGA
Molecule: messenger RNA, 540 nt
Organism: Physeter macrocephalus (sperm whale)
Lineage: Eukaryota; Metazoa; Chordata; Mammalia; Artiodactyla; Physeteridae
Gene: FATE1
Product: fetal and adult testis expressed 1
Exons: 4
Coding region: 1-540 (179 amino acids)
Biological process (GO): negative regulation of apoptotic process; negative regulation of mitochondrial calcium ion concentration
Cellular component (GO): mitochondria-associated endoplasmic reticulum membrane contact site; endoplasmic reticulum; mitochondrial outer membrane
Molecular function (GO): ubiquitin protein ligase binding
Source: RefSeq, a predicted model, not a curated record